This is a messenger RNA of Brassica napus (rape), 3873 nucleotides long. RefSeq names its product lysosomal Pro-X carboxypeptidase-like. Gene Ontology annotation, molecular function: dipeptidyl-peptidase activity; serine-type exopeptidase activity. Gene Ontology annotation, biological process: proteolysis. The record is from RefSeq and is a predicted model, not a curated record. Bases 2170 to 3693 code for a protein of 507 amino acids. NCBI's taxonomy places the organism in Eukaryota, Viridiplantae, Streptophyta, Magnoliopsida, Brassicales, Brassicaceae. The transcript is spliced from 10 exons.
UGAUAAUUGCCUAAUAGAAAUAUAUUUGUUUAGAUGUAUAUUGGUUUUGUUGGGAAAAUAUCAUAUAUAAGUAAAUAUAUGAUGUUUAAUUAAUUUUUUCAUAAAUGGUCUAACAUAGACUUUGUAUGGAAGAUAAAAAAAUAAAAUCCUAAAUUAAUAGAUUAGAUGUUUAAACGUUUUUAUAUAUGACAAAUCUAGCUUCCAAACAACCCUAGCAUAUGUAUAGCAACCAAGGUUUUUAAACUAUACAUUUUUAUAAUAUAGCAUCCAAAGAACGAAUUUUAUAUUUAUAUUUUUUUUAACGUUGAUUUAUUAUGAUAUUAAAUUUAUGAUAUGAAAAGAAUUAUAUAGACGAUUCGACAACCGACAAUACUACCUACCUUACGAGGAUCUACGCCUAACUACAUCACUUGAGCCGUCCUAUGAAGAUCCACACCCGACCAGAUUUACUUGCACCAUGUUGAAGAUCUCUUGUAAGCCUUUCUUCCGUAGUCUGCAUAAUUGUUUAAUAAAUCGGUUUCUCCGGGACUUGAAACCCGGAUUUCCUGUAAUCCGCAAGAAAUUGCAUAGGAACCUAGACCUGAGUAUAAAAGCCAUUAAACGUUAACCACUAGGAUACGGUGCUUCCACAUUAUAUUUAUACUUAGUUUCCACAAAUCUAAGAGCAUGUUUAUCCUAAGAAAUCUAAUGAGUUUCUUAUGUUUUUUUGUCUAAAAAAUAAAAAUAAAAAAGCAAACCAAUCGCGGGUCGCCAGGAAUCAGUGGGGGCCCGCAAACAGUGUAAGAAAGUCGCUAAAAUCGGUUUUUAAUUAAUAGUUUUUGUAACAGAUCCUUAAAAAUUUUGUGAGGAUCCACGCAAUAAGAACCUCACUAAGGACCCCGGAUAAACAUGCUCUAACAUCCAAACAAUCAAAUUGAUAUUAUUCCAAAAAAUUAAAAUGAUGUGUAAAAAAUACCAAGAAAAUUCAAAUAUCCAGAUUUUACUAUCUACGAUAUUGGAAUACUCUAAACAUGAUAUCCCAAAAAAAUCCCACUAUGAUAUUUUUAUUCGAAACUUCAUUAACAAACUAUUGUUUUUAAUUCCCAAGCAAUACAUGUUUUCUAUUAAACCUAAAAAGCGUGACCUUCAAAAUGGGUCAAUUGUUUAAUAUACAUACCACGAAUCUAAGACAAUUUAGUAAUCAUAGUUAGGCUCAUUAUCAAAAUCUAAAAUUUAAUUUUAAACGGUAACAUGAUCCAAAUUACUAUUAAGUGUUAAUAUAUGUGAAUUGUAAGAAUAUAAAAUUUAAAAGUGAUAACAUUCGUAUAAAAUUAAUAAAAUUUAAGAGUGUUCUAAUUUCGGAAUAUAUUUUUCAUGUAAAAUAAAUGGUGCGGCAUAUUCAUUUACAAAACUUUCAAACAACAAAGGUUUUCAGAAACUAUAUAUUGUGGUAAUUUAUACAACCAUACUAAUUUGUAACAUUUAUAAACAAAUAGAAUAUACAAACGAUCCACUUGAAUAAAAAAUAGUGUAACUAAUAUCACUUAUUUAUAGAUCAACCAACAAUACAAUAUAAACAAGAUUAUACAUAUAUAAACAUGUAUUAACCGAAAAUAUUUAAAUGUUAUAUAUAACAAAUUAAAAUAACACCCACACAUAAGUCUAGUUUUUCAUUAUUUUUAGAGGUUCUUUGCUAGACAAUAUGUUUUACAGAAACUGUUUUGGAAAAUUGUAAAUAUAUUAUGUUUUCUCACCUAUGAUUUAGAUAAAUACCAUAAUAGCAUAUUAUGGUAACAUAUUAUAUUAUAAAAUCAUAUUCGUGAAUAUUUUGUCAACGAUAUAUAUACAAGGAGCUUAAUGUCUUUGUAAUCAACAUAAGUGAGUACAAAAACAAAAAUUUAACAAUAAUAUAUACUAGAAAAAAUAUACAUAUUAGUAUAUACUUUGUUGGUUUAUCAUAUGGUUGUAGUUUUACAACUAAAUGAAUAUGUUUAAAUGUGCAUAUAUACACUUAUAUUUGUCAUGGGAGACUUCUUGCUAGACCUGAUCUUGUAUAUAAUAUAUUGCAUUGUUUCUUUUGGGAUCUAUAUAUAAAUAUAUUGUUGCAUGAGCUCGAGGAACCAAUUUGCCUAGUGAACAUAGUUUAUAUAUAGCACAUUAAGUUACUAAGAGAAAACAAACACUCUAAAAAUGUAUCUUCCAUUUACGAUUCUCCUACCAUUUGUCUUCACAAUAUUGUCACCUUAUUUCGUAUCUCUCACACACUCCAAAGUUGCUCGACUUGGUAUUUCCACAACAACGAGACCGACAGAAACAGUAUUUGCCUCUGCUGAUAAUUCUGAUCUCAAUUUCUUCUACUACCAUCAGAAUCUCGACCAUUCUACAUUCACCCCGAAAAGUUAUCAGACGUUUCGGCAAAGAUACGUCAUCAAUGCCAAGCACUGGGCUGGAUCCAAAGCCAACGCACCUAUAUUAGCUUUUCUUGGAGAGGAAGCGUCAAUAGAGUCUGAUUUGUACGUCAGUUUUUUCCAAGAUAAUGGUCCUCGUUUAAAAGCCCUUCUCGUCUACGUAGAGCAUAGAUCCGUCACUGGGUAUUAUGGGAAGUCUGUGCCAUUUGGAUCGGCGGAAGAAGCACUGAAGAACGCCAGUACGUUGGGGUAUUUGAACGCAGCACAAGCUCUGGCAGACUAUGCCGCGAUUCUCAUGCACGUUAAGGAGAAAUAUUCUGCGAAACAUAGCCCAAUUAUCGUCGUCGGGGGAUCCUAUGGUGGAAUGUUAGCGGCGUGGUUCAGGCUAAAAUAUCCACAUAUAGCACUUGGGGCAUUAGCAUCCUCAGCUCCUCUUCUCUACUUCGAAGAUACUCGUCCUAAAUUUGGUUAUUAUCAUAUCAUAACCAAAGUAUUCAAGGAAACGAGUAAGAGAUGUUAUAAAACAAUCCGUAAAUCUUGGAAAGAGAUUGAUAGAGUUGCUGCCAAAUCCAACGGUCUCUUGAUCCUUAGCAAAAAAUUCAAAACUUGCGCGUACUCCAUUGAGCCGUACUUCGAUAUCAAAGACUUUUUGGACUCAAUAUACGCAGAAUCAGUUCAAUUCAACGGGAAUCCCGGUGAUUGGGUGGCUACAUUAUGCAACGCAAUCGACAACCCACCAAACCGUAAAAAUUAUGUACUUGACCGGAUUUUUGCAGGUGUUGUUGCCUAUUUUGGCAACCAAUCUUGCUAUGAUACUGAUUUGGUUAUACAGCCCUCAAACAAUGCAAUUGCAUGGAGUUGGCAGGGCUGCAGCGAAAUAGUGAUACCAAUAGGACAUGACAAACACGACACAAUGUUCCAAACGGCUCCGUUUAAUAUGACCAGUUUUAUUGACGACUGUAAGUCCAAAUAUGGUGUUUCUCCUCGGCCGCAUUGGAUCACGACUUAUUUCGGCAUUCAAGAUAUCAAGUUAAUUCUCCGAAGAUUUGGGAGCAACAUCAUUUUCUCUAAUGGAUUAGCAGAUCCUUACAGCGUCGGCGGAGUUUUGGAGAAUGUUUCAGGUAGUGUAGUCGCCAUCAAGACACUUAAUGGAACACAUUGUCAAGACCUCAGCUCGAGGAGAAAAGACGAUCCUAAAUGGCUGGUGAUGCAAAGAGAAAAAGAAAUUAAAACAAUUGAAUCUUGGAUUUCAACCUAUCAAAAAGAUCUAAGAGGUUCAACAUGUCAUAAUAAGCUUGGGUUAUAAUAUAUAGUCUUCGUAAACAAAUAAAUUAAAAGUUCAUAAUAUAUCUUUAGUAUGUAGGUCAAUAUUUUGUACUUGUCGUGGAGUCGGUCACUCGUCUUUAAAAAUAAAAUGGAUAUAAAACUGUUAUGAACCAGGAGAUUAUGAUUUGUAGUGUUUUCAUUAAUCUACGACGGUGUAAUC